Galdieria sulphuraria is the source of this 946-nucleotide messenger RNA. RefSeq names its product 20S proteasome subunit alpha 6. The coding region runs from base 73 to 831 and encodes 252 amino acids. Gene Ontology annotation, biological process: ubiquitin-dependent protein catabolic process. The transcript has a single exon. Gene Ontology annotation, cellular component: nucleus; proteasome core complex, alpha-subunit complex; proteasome core complex. The record is from RefSeq and is a predicted model, not a curated record. NCBI's taxonomy places the organism in Eukaryota, Rhodophyta, Bangiophyceae, Galdieriales, Galdieriaceae.
UUGAUUUUGUAUAUUGUUUCUCAUCAUUACUUUAACCACAAGAGGAGACCCUUGAUAGCCAUCUCUCGUCCUAUGUUUCGAAAUCAAUAUGAUACCGAUGUGACUACUUUUAGUCCCCAAGGAAGAUUACAUCAGAUAGAAUAUGCACAAGAAGCAGUAAAACAGGGAAGUGCGGUGGUAGGAGUUCGAAACAAAAACUAUGCAGUGUUGGCAACACUCAAAAGAACCACUUCUGACUUGGCUUCAACUCAGAAGAAGCUCUUCAAGAUUGACGAUCACGUAGGAAUGGCUAUUGCCGGAUUAACAGCAGACGCUAGAUUAUUAUCCAAAUAUAUGAGGACGGAGUGCCUCAACUAUAAAUACGUAUAUGAGUGUGCUAUGCCUCUUUCCCGUCUAGUUCUUCGUGUAGCUGAUAAACACCAAAUUGCCACACAAAGAGUUUCUAAAAGACCUUUUGGAGUCGGUUUGCUUAUAAUAGGUUAUGACCAACAAGGGCCUCAUUUGUAUGAAACAAGUCCUUCAGGAGAAUAUUGGGAAUAUCAAGCUAUGUCAAUCGGUGCUAGAGCGCAGUCAGCGAGAACUUAUUUGGAAAAGGUUUUUGAAACGUUGAAUAGUUGUUCUUUGGAUCAACUCUGUAGACAUGCGAUAUUAGCACUAAGAGAAACUGUUGCUGCACUAAAGGAUAUCGAUUUGAGUACAAAGAAUUGUGCUUUGGCUAUUGUGGGUGAAGACUUGGAUUUCACAAUAUACGAGGAUGAAGAUGUACUUCCUUAUUUAGAUGUGAUAGAGACUGGGAGUUCACAACCAAUGGAUGGUCAGUCAUCGACUUGACUUUGAAAGUAUUUCACGAAUAAAGUUGCAAAAAUUCACUAUCCAUAUUUUGUAGUACAAUCGUAAUCAUAAUAAGAGAGACAUAUGAAUAUGGAAUAUAGAAAAAGUGAUAUUG